GACCUUGUGCGUGGGGUGAUUGUGCGACACACCCCGCAUGAAGUAGAACUUGGCGCCUUUGACGGGCUGCGGGUUGAAAAAGUCGUGGCCCAUGUUCUCGACCCCAGGCGUGUUCAUGGCCUGGGCCACGACCUCGGGGAGAUCUUGGAGGAUGACCCGACCCGGGAUGUCGGGGUAUUUUUCCUUGAACUGGGCACACUGGUGGCCGAUGCUGCCGCCCAUGUUGACAUACAAGGCCCUCUCUGGGUUCAGGUCUGCAGACUGCCCGAUCUCUUGUCGAACCGGAUAGACGGUCAACCAGGUCAGAUUCGCUUGGCGGCGCAGAGCCAUGAACUUGUGGAACAGCUCGAGCUGCUCCUUGUUCUUGGUCUGAGCCAUCCACUCGAACGGGGACAGCUUGGUCUUGUAAGAGUGGUGGAAGAUGGUGUUUGAAUCAUCCGACGGUGUCUUGUAGCCGUUGUUCUUGAGGAACUCGGGCAUGUCCAGGGACUGCUGGGACACAAUGCCGUAGCUAUGACAGGACGACGCUUCUUCAGUGAGUUCGUUGCUCAGAUUGCGAGUGACUUGAUUCGCCUCCCACUCAUCAACGCCAACUUCUUGCACGAGAUUUGCCGAGGCAAAGUACCGGAGCAGACGUCCUGUAUGUUGUUUCAGUCAUGGCAAGGUACCCUUCUAAGAGCGCAAUGUGGUUGUCCCUGUAAAAAG
Molecule: messenger RNA, 705 nt
Organism: Pyricularia grisea
Lineage: Eukaryota; Fungi; Ascomycota; Sordariomycetes; Magnaporthales; Pyriculariaceae
Exons: 2
Source: RefSeq, a predicted model, not a curated record